AUGAAGGAUCCAGGUGGUGAUGGAAAUAUUCGUUGGCGUAGAGCUGUGUCUACCAACUUAGUAAAACAAAACAUAUUGGUCCCCAAAGAGGAAUCAUCCAGUGAGAGUGACAUGGAAUUUCAUGAAAGCCAGCAAAAUCAGAAAAGAAAUUUGGUGAAGAGAGUGAAGACUGUUUUCGGGAGGAUGCUGUCACACAAGUACAGAAGCCAGCCAGCAAGUGUCCACAGAGAGGGUUCCACUAACCAUAAGGAAGCCCUCCUUUCAAACACGCAGAGUCUUCUUCCUAGAAAUGUCAAGGAGCUUCCAUCGCCCAAGUUAUUCACCAAACCGAGAAUGAGAAAGCUCUCACAGAAUGCAACUAUACAACUUGACAUUGUAGAAGCAGAGACAGAGGAGAUAACCCAAGGAAGUACACCCCUUCGAGCCAGGAGAACCGCCAAGCGGCUAUCUGUGACAUCCCUUCCCACAGGACUGCAGAAGGUUCCGCAUUCAUCAAAAAAGAGACCACACUUUUCAGCAUUAAAAAAAAAGAAACAUAGCAUGGAACACAUCCUCCGAAAAUCAGAUUUGACAGUAGGAAAGCUUCAAAUGCAGGUGGAUGACCUCAUAGAAACAGUGACAGAUAAAUCCAUGAAGCUAUUGGCCCAAAGACACGCUGAGCUUCAACAGUGUGAGUUUCUAGGGGAUGAAAUUCUUCAGUCUUCCAAGCAGUUCCAGAGGAUAUCCAAGAGAACCAUGAGGAAGUAUAAACUGAAAAAUGUGUGUUUCCCAUGUACCCGGUGCUGCUUCUGA
This is a messenger RNA of Hippopotamus amphibius kiboko, 792 nucleotides long. It is a transcript of the gene C13H3orf49, whose product is annotated as chromosome 13 C3orf49 homolog. The record is from RefSeq and is a predicted model, not a curated record. Lineage: Eukaryota; Metazoa; Chordata; Mammalia; Artiodactyla; Hippopotamidae.